GGGCUUUCUCCCACCCAGGUCUCCUGACUCGAGGAUGCAGCGCGCCGGCCAGUCCACCUUGGGGCCCGAAGCGAGCACACGGAACCGCCCGGUCCGACAGAGGUCAGCCCGGGGCCCGCCAUGCUGGUGACGGCCUACCUCGCCUUGGCCCUCCUGCUGGCAGCCUGCCUGGGGCUGGAGCUGUCAGGAUGCAGGGCCAAACCCCUCAGCAGGGCCUGCUGCAACCCUUCUUUCCUGCGUUUCCAGCUAGACUUCUACCAGGUCUAUUUCCUGGCCCUGGCCGCGGACUGGUUGCAGGCUCCUUAUCUGUAUAAGCUCUACCAACAUUACCACUUCUUGGAGGGCCAGAUCGCCAUCCUUUAUGUCUGCGGCUUGGCCUCCACCGUCCUUUUUGGCCUGGUGGCCUCCUCCCUUGUGGACUGGCUGGGCAGAAAGAAGUCUUGCGUGCUCUUCUCCCUCACCUACUCGCUUUGCUGCAUGACCAAGCUCUCCCAGGACUACUUCAUACUACUCGUGGGCCGAGCUUUAGGGGGGCUGUCUACAGCCCUGCUCUUUUCAGCUUUUGAGUCGUGGUACAUCCAUGAACAUGUCGCGCGUCAUGAUUUUCCUCCCGAGUGGAUCCCCGCCACCUUUGCCCGGGCCGCUUUCUGGAACCAUGCGCUGGCCGUGGUCGCUGGCGUGGCAGCUGAGGUGGUGGCCAGCUGGCUAGGGCUCGGGCCCGUGGCUCCUUUUGUGGCUGCCAUCCCCCUCCUAGCUCUGGCUGGCAUCUUGGCCCUGUGUAACUGGGGAGAGAACUAUGACCGGCAGCGAGCAUUCUUGAGGACCUGUGGAGGGGGUCUUCGCUGCCUCCUGUCAGACCGACGGGUGCUGCUGCUAGGUACCAUCCAAGCCCUGUUUGAAAGUGUUGUGUUCAUCUUUAUCUUCCUCUGGACCCCUGUCCUAGAUCCCCACGGAGCCCCCCUGGGCAUCGUCUUCUCCAGUUUCAUGUCCGCCAGUCUGCUAGGCUCUUCCCUCUAUAGAAUAGCGACCUCCAAGAGGUACCACCUCCAGCCCAUGCAUCUGCUCUCCCUUGCUGUCCUCAUCGUUGUCUUCUCCCUCUUCAUGUUGACUUUUUCCACUAGUCCAGGCCAAGAGAGCCCAGUGGAGUCAUUUGUUGCCUUCCUGCUCAUAGAGUUGGCCUGUGGUUUGUACUUUCCUAGUAUGAGCUUCCUGCGAAGAAAAGUAAUCCCUGAGAUGGAACAGGCUGGAGUGCUUAAUUGGUUCCGGGUCCCCUUGCACCUGCUGGCCUGCUUAGGGCUCCUUGUUCUCCAUGACAGUGACAGAAAAACAGGCACUCGGAACAUGUUCAGCAUCUGCUCGGCCGUCAUGGUCAUGGCCCUGCUGGCUGUGGUGGGGCUCUUCACCGUUGUGAGGCACGAUGCCGAGCUGAGGGUGCCCCCGCCUGCUGGGGAGCCCUAUGCCCCUGAGCUCUGACCCAGACCUGGCCACAACCUGAACUCUUGAAUCCCACUCGCACGAGGUGUACGUAUUUUUUUUGCCCCUGAAUUGUCAUCUUCUUGGCCACGUGGGUUGUAUUGGGACCACUUCCCCUGCCAAGUGCUCUAGGCAGGGAAGAGCAGAGGGGUGAAAUGGACUUGAAAAUCAAGGUGCUGAAAAGGGUCUCCAUGUUACUUCUCAUCAAGACAAAAGAACCUGUUUUAAAAUAAACUCUUUGAGUUGAAUGUUGAUUUGAUUUUUCUUACCCUCCCUUCUAGUUGGUCCAACCUAAAUAGUGGUUAAUAAGUAUAGACUUUUCUUGAAGGAGGCAUGGCUAUGAUAGUACAUAAUCAGAGAUGGGGAAGGUAGAAGAAUCUCCUUAGGAGCUGAAGGGGAGAAACACUGCUUAAUGAUCUGAAAGGAACAAAUCAGUGGGGUCCGGAAUAGCCCUGGGUCCUUCACCUCUCCAUCUGCUUUAAGUUAAUCUCCCUGGCUAUCAGGUCAAGCCCCCAUGCCCUGUGUUGCUGUAGAUAGGGGAUCAAGGCAAAGCUAGAUAAAUGCCCAGCCUAGACUAACUAGGCAAUGUUGUUCUGAGACUGGGAGCUCUAUUGUACUAUUAAAAACCUGGCAAUUCAGUUAUUAAGCAUUGAUUAAACUCUUACUAUGUGCUAGGCACUGUGUUAUGUAUGAGAGAUGCAGAGGCAAAAGUGAAACAAAGGAGACAAUGGAUGUUUAUAAAGCCCAUACAGAAUAAACAGGUAGUUUGGGAAUGAAGGGCAUUAGUGACUGAGGGGAUCGGAAAAGGCUCCUUGCAGAAUGAACUGACUUAGAGAUUUCAAGAGGUAGAGGAGAGAAGGAAGAGCUUUCUGUGGUUGGGGGACAGCUAGUACGAAGAAAAGCACAGAAAUAAGAGAGGGAGCAUUUGAAGGAUCCCAAAUAGUCAAGUAUGGCCGAACAGGAGACCUUGUAGAGGGGAACAAACAUAUAUAAGACCAGAAAGGUAGGAAGGGGUGAAGGGCUUUCAAUGUCAGUUUUUAUUUUAUCCUAUUCUGAUUUAUCCAAUACAGUUUAUUGAGUACAGGAAUGACAUGAUCAAAUCUUCAAUUUAGGAAAAUUUUUUUUGCAAUUGGUGAAGGGAUUGGAGUAGAGAAAGACUUGAAGCAGGAAGACUAAUAUAAUAGUCUGGGUGAAAAGUGAUAAAAUAAAUGCAAAUUUAAAUAACUGAGAUUUGAUCUCAAGUAAAUUAGCAAAAGUGAUCAAAAUGGACAGUGAAUAUUUUGGGAGCUAUAAAUUGGUCUGAUCUCUCUAGAACAUAGUAUAUAGAAGAGGGCAGUCAUGGGUGGCAAAGCUUCACAGAGGUCAAGAAGAAUAAGAUUUGAGAAGAGACUAUUAGAUUCGGCAAUUAAGAGAUCUUUGAUAACAUUGAGGGAGAACAGUUUCAGUUGAGAGAACCAGAUUGCAAAGUAUUUAGAAGAGAGAAUGGAAGUAGAGGCAAACAAUUUUAACAGUAGGCCACUAUGACAAACUGUCCUUUCUAAUGAAAUUGUCAUCUUCCCCAUAUACAUCCAAGAGGCCAGCCCUCUUCUUGUCUGAUCACUGACUUUUAAAUCUCACUUUCCAUAAGAAGUCUCUCCCAACCCUCCUAAAUACAUCAUUUUUAAUCCUUGAUUCCUCUAUUCUUCAGGCUUCUUUUAAUUAUUUCCCAUUUAUCCUGCAUACAGCUUGCAUUGUAAAUAUUUGUUUACAUGUUAUCUCCCUUAAGAUUGUAAGCUCCUUGAGGGUAGGGAUUGUCUUUUGCCUUUUUCAGUAUCUACAGUUCUUAGCCCAGUGCCUGGCUCUUUGUAGGUGCUUAAUAAAUAUGGAUUGAUUGAUUGAUUGAA
Messenger RNA from Antechinus flavipes (yellow-footed antechinus), 3356 nucleotides. It is a transcript of the gene SLC61A1, whose product is annotated as major facilitator superfamily domain containing 5. NCBI's taxonomy places the organism in Eukaryota, Metazoa, Chordata, Mammalia, Dasyuromorphia, Dasyuridae. Gene Ontology annotation, biological process: molybdate ion transport. Gene Ontology annotation, cellular component: membrane. Bases 121 to 1473 code for a protein of 450 amino acids. The transcript is spliced from 2 exons. Gene Ontology annotation, molecular function: molybdate ion transmembrane transporter activity. The record is from RefSeq and is a predicted model, not a curated record.